Molecule: messenger RNA, 5905 nt
Organism: Catharus ustulatus (Swainson's thrush)
Lineage: Eukaryota; Metazoa; Chordata; Aves; Passeriformes; Turdidae
Product: endogenous retrovirus group K member 5 Gag polyprotein-like
Exons: 2
Coding region: 821-2146 (441 amino acids)
Biological process (GO): viral process
Molecular function (GO): zinc ion binding; nucleic acid binding
Source: RefSeq, a predicted model, not a curated record
GGAGAGUCCGGAAACAGAGAGACGUCAGAUUAGGCGGAGCAGAAAGCAAAGGGACAGCUCAAAUGAGAGUGAAGUAGGCGGUCUAGCUCGGAGGGGGAUAAGACGAGCGGCGGUGAGGGUGAUCACGAUAAGAGAGGAGGCGUGUCCAAGGGCAGGGGUAAGUCAGUCCGAGCAGAGGAGAGGCGUGGUCGGGACAGAAGCGGCCACACCCCCGGGGUUUGCGAUGGAGCCGGGCGUGCCCAGGCGGGAGGCGUUUCCCUGGGCACAGACACAGUCAGACUCGGCUGUGAGUCUCCGCUUCCAUGGCAACCGAGCAGACAGUUACAAACGAAGGCAAGGACUGAAAGUCUUUCACAGAAGUUGCAAGAAUUGUGUGAAGCUUUAAAGAGUUUCCCAGAUCCACAAGAAAAGCUAGGUAGCAAAAAGGCGAAGCAAAAGGCACAGUCAGCCCUAACGGGGCGAAUAUCUAGUGGCGGAACCUUAACAUUGCAAGACUUUUUUCCGAUUUCUUAUAAAAAAAUCUUCUUUUAAGAAAAAGUCGCAGGAAAUUCCAGAUGAGCAACAAGAUGAUACAGUAUAUAUUACAGAGUGGGAGGGGAUUCCGGCGUGGGCGGCAGGUGCUAGUGCAUCAUGUCAAGGACAAUCAGUUACAAUUCCAAAAGAGAUUGUCAAAGCUUUUUUGUAGCACAUGGGAGCAAGCUUGGGAUUUUACCCAGAGAUGAGGGCAGAGUUUCCACAGGCUUUCCGGAUAACUCAAGAGUCGCAGAUCCUCGUUCCUCAGCCAGGACCAGCAACAGCAUGAAGAGUGCAGGUACCAGCAAUGCCGGUGAGUGAAGCAGCGUGGACACAGACACAGCAGAUAACUCCUUUCUACAAGCCAGUGCCUAUGGAAGCACAGCCAUCUGCAGUGCAGACAUUAAUAGAUUGGGCAGAUAUAAGAAUGAAUCUGGCAAGAGAUAGAGCAUGUCCAAUGAUUGAUACAGGGGACAUCGCAAUGGCAGUGAAUUAUGAUGCCCAAGGGCAGAACCAAAUAUGGGAAAGAUUGAAUCACGAAGUAGUUAAAGAUUUUAUUAAAGCAAUAAGAGACAAUGGACUGGGAUCUUCGUAUUUUAAACAACUUUUAAAGAGUACUUUCAAUAUAUAUGAUUUGACACCAUAUGAUCUCAGGUCUUUCGCAUCACUGAUUCUUACAGACACACAGGCACUCAUCUGGGACAGCAGAUGGAGGAGGGUGCUUGCAGAGCUGAGAACGAAAUAUCAAGGUGGGCCAAAUGCAGCUCCCAUCUUGGUGCAGUUAGCAGGUGAUCCACUGGAGGACAACCCAACCCAGCAAGCAAGACUUCCACACGAAGUGUUAGCAGACAUAAAGGAAGCUGCAUGUAAGGCAGUUCUACAGAUUGCACCAGCAGGUAUGCAAAACACAAUUUAUACAGAUAUCAGGCAAGGUGCUUCAGAGAGUUUUUCCUCAUUCACAGUCAGGCUUACACAGGCAGUGGAUAGGCAAGUGACUGAUGAAGCAGCCAAAUCACAUUUGUUAAAGAGUCUUGCGUUUGCAAAUGCCAAUCAGGAAUGCAAGAGAGUCAUCAGUGCAAUUCCUGGUCAACCCUCUUUAGCAGAGAUGGUUGAGGCCUGCAGCAAAGUAGGCACACCACAGCGUAUAGCAUCAAUUGUAGAAGAAAGGAUGGAAAGGGUACUCCAAGUGCAAAAUGAAACUCUUGAGAAGGUUCUUGCAAAUUUCAAAAAGCAGAAGAGCUCCCCAGAGGGACAGUGUUAUAAAUGUGGAAAUUUUGGACAUUUUAAGAAAAAUUGUCCCCAGCUUGCAAAACCAGGCAAGUCAUCAGAGCUUUGUUCAAGAUGCAGAAGAGGAAAGCAUCCUGCAAGUGAGUGUUAUUCACUGACAGAUUUUGAUGUAAAACAAUUACCAAUUCUGGGAAACUGCAAAAAGAGCACGAAUUGUCAACGCACGAGGAUAGAAGUAAUGGUGAUUACACAAGGAACAGCAGCAUCACAAACAGUACAAUUGUUGGGAAACGUCAGUCAGACUUCCUCUACAGGGCAAUUGCAAGCAUCCCCUGCGAUCCAGAGUUAUUGCCACCCGGAGCACAAUGCAAGUCAGAGAGAAAAUUCCUUAGAUAAGAAAGAAUAGACAACCGUGGAAGCCUCAGAAAGGCUGACUCUUCCUUCGGUGCCCAGGCUGAAAAAUAAGAACUCUCAAACUACCACUACUGUGCGGUGAGUGAUCUCAGACCAUAAAAGAGAUCGCCGCCGUUCACACCAGAGUUUGCACAUAAGGAGAUGGAAUGAAACUGCAUCAGGGAAAAGUUCAGACUGAACAUGAGGGAAGGCUCUUUAUUGAGAGGGUGGUUGGUCUCUGAACAGGUUCCCAGGAAAAUGGUCUCCAAGCCUGUCAGCAUUCGCAAAGCAUCUGGAUGAUGCUUAGUCAUAUGGUUUAGUCUGAGGUAGUCACAGAAUAUUUCAAGUUGGAAGGAAUCCAUAAUGAUCAUUCUGCAAGGAGAAGGGAAUGGGACUUGAUGAUCUAUAUGGUCCCUUUCAACUUGAGAUAUUCUGUGAUCCAAAGGACUACAGUGGCUGAAGAAGGCUGUAGUGUAGGAGGCUUUUCUUGCCAUACAGAUGAUAUCUGCUUUCAGCCACUGCCUGAAGGAUAUUUAGGAGCUAGAAAUUCAGUACUUGCAAUUAGACUUUCUUGUACAAGGAAAUUUCAACCUAUGAUGCAUUGGCCUAGGUGUUCCAGGACUAACAGCAGAAGGCAGGUGGAAAGAAAGGUAUGUCAGUGUUCCAACUGAAGCUGCACACUGCUCAUUAGGCUCCCUUCUCCUUGUGGCAGACUAGAGAGAAUUGGAGGCACUCCAAGGAGAUCAAGGAGACCCACUCACUCCAUGCAGCUUUAUGGGAAAACAUGUAGGAGGGACUUUCCCUUUAAAUAUCCAUCCCAGCACUGGAAGUCAGGGUGCUAGAAGACUGUGAACAUCAGUUUAACCAGUGGAUGUCUAGAUUGCAACAAUCAAGUCUUGUCACUGGAUUCAUUGUGGAGUCGCCUCCAGGGUCUGAGUUUCUGUCCUCUUCCCAAUUGUCUUGUCAGUGCCUACAUCCCAGGACAGAGAUCCCAGUUGCCUGGCUUCACUACUAUCUGGUUUCUCAUCAUGGGCUGCAAUAUCCUAGCAUUGGACCAGUCAGGUCACCAGAGAUUCUCCUGACUGGUGACUGAGAUAAUCUUGUGCAUCUCACAACUCACCCAGGGAUAGAAAUGGGGUGAUUAUCUCUGGCCUUGCCUCUUCCUCCUCACUCUUACCUGUGUGAACUGAUUUGAUCUUGGAUUUCUUCUGUAUACGGGCGACUGCUGCUGUCACUGAAACUGCAAGGAAAAACCAAAACUAUCCAGCAUUUUUAGUGUUAGAUAAUCAAGGCAUUACUUUACUUCUGGCCAGGAUGUUGUUCUGGCCAGGAUGUGUAACAGAAAUAAUUUCAUCCACUCAUAGCCUGAGUGUGCAGAGAAAAUCAUUCCAUGACAUAUGAAUUUCACUAGAUUUUUCACAAACUUUAUACAGUCAAAACCUAUAGAGAUUCAUUGGUACAAUGUUUAUUGGUUCCAAGUUAGGUAGUUCUUAGUAUUUGGUUUCUUAUUGGUUACAUAAGGUUACAUCGAUUGCCUCCGAUGCUGAUUAGGUCCUCAUUAUUAUCUCUGCUUUCCCAAACUAGGUGUCUCCAACCACACUAGGGAUGUUGUUUGGAGUCGAUGUUCCAUUAAGGCCUUGAUGGCUGUUGAUGCUGUUACCUUUUGUGUCUCUUCUGUGCUGCUUCCAGUCUGUUGAGAUGUUAAGAUCAUCAGGCCUCACCUAGUGGUGCAAUGCCCUGAAAACAAAUUUCAGGUCCCUUCCCCCAGGGCAAAGGCAAACAAACCUGACUAAAGUUAUAAAAUUAAAAUUUUAAACGUGGUGUAUUUUGCAACACUACUAGCGGAGGUUGUUCCUCUGGUUCAGCUGCAGUUUGAGUGGCCGUGGUGCCUACUGGUCUGCUUUCUGCCCUCUCCCCUGAGUUGUUUGGGGUCAAGCAGUGGUCAGGAAACAGUAGCCAGGGUCCAGCAUAACUUCGUGCCUCUCUGGAACUGCCACACCAGUUUUCCUUCACGUAUUGUGCCACUUUUAUCAGGAUCCUGUAGUUGUUCAGGAGUGAAAGAUACGUGCUAAUGUCUUUACAAAUAAUUUGUUGGGUGAAGGUAUGAUUGUUAACGUCUUUUAAAUGGGUCUUACUGUCUCUGCUAAAUUCAAGGCAGCAGGUUUGUUGCACAGCCGUGACGGGCUGGCUUCUGAGAUAGACAAGGGUCUGCUCAAGCCCGAACCUCUGAACCUUGGGGUAAAACGACAGGUUCAAGGGGGGCAUGGGGGACAGGCGGUUCGGGAAGGCUGUACCGUCAGCCAAUGGGGACAUGAAGAGGGAAACGUGCGGCCGGGAGUUAAGGAUAAAAGGAGGCUGUGCCCUCUGAAACCCCGAGAGAGAAAUCCCCGUGGGUGUGUGCCCCAGACGACUCUCUCCCUUUUUUAUUCAAAUAAAGUUGAAGGACUCCUCUGUCUACCUUCUGGACAUAAACCUCUGGCGUUUGUGGAUUUUCCUGACGUGGGUGAACUUCCAAACCACUGAAGCACAAUAAUCCUUCAAAAGCUGGCCCAUUUUAUCCCACAUUCCAUACCAUUCAUGACUAUCUACCCUCAGGGCAGAUGUCUGAAUAACCUCCCUAGAAAUAGCUAAACAUGAUGUAGACUGCACUGAGGAGACCUGCCAGAUUCAGCAACCAGAACAUGCUCUUCUUAACAUGCAGAAGGAAUUAAAAAUUCUCAAAAUCUCUUAUAACAGGAGUGAAAAGAUGGGUGAAAUUGUCCUCUCCAGCUCCCCGCUGCCAGAUUGGACAUGACUAUUAUGGAGUCCCAAAAGGUAGUACCUGAGGUAAGGGUAGGUGAGCAGCACUGAAUAAAUAUCCCAAAUGACCCUCACUGCUCACUGCCCUUGAUCUUAUCAUGCCAUAAACUGAUGUCACACAGUACAGCAACAGAACAAUCCUGUUCUCUCUCCCUCUGAAAAAUAGCAUCAGGAGCACAUACAGGAAUACAUAAAAGGUUAGGUACAAUAUCCAUGCCAACAGACAAAGCAACACUGUGAUCAGUGCCUCCCUAUCUAAUACAGCAAAUGCUUAAAUCAAAUUUGUUUCCAAUCCCCUCUGGUUUUAUCUGUAAUCUCAAUCCUUCCUGCCCCAUAGUGGGUCCCAAACAAGACUGUUGUGGUUCAGGAAUUGACAUAGAUGAGUAACAGGAGGACUUGUUCUUGCAGUUAAGGGUUGAUUAGUAUGUGUAUGUUAAGAGAAGCUUUAUUGAUGUAUAGUUAUGUUAUUGUAGUUUGUUGUUUAGUUGUCCUCUGUUCUCCCCGUAGUCCCCUUGCCCCACCCCUGUAUUGUUGCCGCUAGACAGCCUGGGUUGUCCAGAACAUGUGGAGGGAGGUGUGUACCUGUACCCUUGCAUGGACAAUUGGGAGGAGGGCAGGCUUGUUACUAGGAUUUGUGGCAUGACGACACAUGACCCCCAAUCAAGGUGUGAGAAAACACCCUCCACUAAUGGACAGUGAAGAGGAGUUGACUGAUGGACUUUGGGAGGGGCCAGGGUUGGCUGAUGCAACUCCAGGGGUACAAAAGAUAGAGCAGCCUUUUUGUGGGUGAGCACGUGGUAACUGGUCAUGCAUUCCCAUCCUGCUGCCUCUUUCCUUAUUCAGUCCAUUGUUGUAUUUUGUUAAAGUUUACUAAGCCUUUAAAAUUUAAAAAAUAAGUGUGGUUUCCGAAUGGUACUGCCCAGUUUAGUGCCUCCCACUGAAACACUUAAAACCACACUACCACUUGCUUACU